GUGACAGUAGUAGGAGCAGUAGGAGCUAAUAGUUUUGUGUUGCUGCCUGCAGUUAUUUUCCCUUUAUCUUCCCUUACUGUGCAACACAGCUAUUUAAAGGAAUUUAAAGCUAAGAAAGACUGUAUGCACUUUAGUACCUUACUAAAUAGCUAG
Molecule: messenger RNA, 153 nt
Organism: Didymella exigua CBS 183.55
Lineage: Eukaryota; Fungi; Ascomycota; Dothideomycetes; Pleosporales; Didymellaceae
Exons: 1
Source: RefSeq, a predicted model, not a curated record